Messenger RNA from Populus euphratica (Euphrates poplar), 1797 nucleotides. Its product is annotated as BNR/Asp-box repeat family protein. The transcript has 10 exons. The record is from RefSeq and is a predicted model, not a curated record. Lineage: Eukaryota; Viridiplantae; Streptophyta; Magnoliopsida; Malpighiales; Salicaceae. The coding region runs from base 174 to 1229 and encodes 351 amino acids.
CUCUUCCUUAGAGGUCCGUAAACAAUUUUUUUAAUACGCCUCUCUCUCUCUCUCUCUCUCCUCUCGAAAGUCCCCCCCCCCCCCCCCUUAUUUUCAUGGCAUCACUGUAUGAGUCAAUCAUGAGUUCUUGAGUUCUAACACUAUCAGAUUGCACACCUACCGGCAAUUACUUCAUGACUUUUAUAAGCGUCCUAGCAGUUCUCUUCAGGAAGGUCGCUGGAAUAAACACAAAUUAUACGGUUCUGCAGCCAAAGAUUUCAAAUAUGAGCAAAGACUGUCACAACUGGCAGCUAGUGAAAGAGGAGUUCACAUUUCCUGCAAACUCUUCUCCCUUCAAUAGCUGUCACGCCUCUACCAUUGUUGAGGUUGAUAAAGAUCACUUUUUGGUUGCUUAUUUUGGAGGUACAAAAGAGGGAGCACCUGAUGUGAAGAUUUGGAUACAGACAUACAAAGAUGGUUAUUGGCAAUCACCCAUCAUCGUUGAUGAUCAGCUUGAUGUUCCUAUGUGGAACCCUGUGCUAUUCAAACUGGCAUCAGAGGAGUUACUUCUGUUCUAUAAAGUCGGUCAAGAGGUCCAAAAAUGGAGUGGAUGCAUGAAGCGGUCUUAUGACAAAGGUGUUACCUGGUCAAAGAGAGAGCAACUUCCUCCAGGCAUAUUAGGACCGUCAAAGAAUAAGCCAAUCUUGUUGGAAAAUGGGUCCUUGCUCUGUGGAUCAUCUGUAGAAAGUUGGAAUUCUUGGGGUGCAUGGAUGGAGGUGACUGCAGAUGCAGGUAGGUCAUGGAGAAAGCAUGGCCCAAUAUACGUUGAAAAUACAUCUCUUAGUGUGAUUCAGCCAGUACCAUUCCAGACUGCAUAUGGGACAUUUCGUGUUUUAUUGCGUUCGUUUGAUGACAUUGGAAGAGUUUGUAUGUCAGAAUCCUAUGAUGGUGGUGUGACCUGGGGUUAUGCAAAACCCACUGAACUCCCCAACCCAAACUCAGGUAUUGAUGGGGUUAAACUAAAAGAUGGUCAUGUCUUGCUCGCUUACAAUACAAUCUCAAGGGGCGUGCUUAAAGUUGCUGUGUCCAAAGAUGAUGGUGACUCGUGGCAUGAUGUUAUUACACUAGCGGAAGAACUGGAUAUGGAAUUCUCGUAUCCCGCGGUUAUCCAGGCUAGUGACGGUUCUGUUCAUAUCACUUACACUUACAAUAGGACACAAAUUAAGCAUGUGGUCCUUCAACAAAGUUGAUGCUAAAUAGAUUAGUAAGGAAGCUAAGAAGGUAUUUCCUCUACCAGUUUCUAUAGAGUGUAACGAGUUCAUAUUUAAAUGCAUGGACAUGCUUUCCUAUAUGCAUGUUUUCAGUAAUUCAAAGCAUACAAGUAUUUUCCAUGUCUGAAACAAAUUAUGAUCCUUGUUUUCUCAUCUGUUUUCAGUAAUUAUAAUAUUAUAAUAUUUUCAUCAAAAUUGUAAAUCCAUUCUUGUGCUUGCUACUCACCCAACAAGAUUAUGGUACACAAUUUAUGCUUUUUGGUAUUUGUUGGUCCAAUUAGUCACAGCUGCCACUGUCCUUGUGAAACAGUAAUUUGCCGCUUCGCAUAAGUUUGUGCCAUAUAUAUUGUUGUUACCGGUUUAAUUUUGUUAAGAUUUCUAGCAGUAAAAUUUUUGAUGUUUUUCCUUUUCUGUUUUAAACUCAUUUGAUUUAUCAUCCUUAGAAAUGAUGUAAAUAUGACCUAUAUAGUCAUGAUGUAUUCUGGACCUUGGUUACCUGUACCUUCAUGCUCCUGUUGUAUGGUACUUUGUAGGUUAAUCUUCUUUC